CUGACAUCAUAUUGCAGGCGCGACGACGGGUAGACGCGACCAGCAUUGCGACCAGCACUUGAGAAGUGCAAGUCUCACGCUCAAGUGAAAUGAGCGUCGCCAAGUAUACAUACGAGUGGCUCAUCAAGCGUUCCGCUGAGCUCCCUGACGCUGUCGAGACACCCGACUUCGUGCUGGGCUUCUAUACCUGGAGGCUGCGGCUGCAUCUGCGCCAGUCGAUCAACCUUCGAAAGCACGUGCCCCUGUACCUGCACCAUGUGCCAGUACGGGGAGGCGUGGACGCGCCGCCGCCCCUGAAGUACACUUUUGUAGUGAAGAACUGGAAGGACCCAUCCAAGGACCAUGUGACUGAGGGCAAGCCCGGUACGGUCUUCAACCUCAAAAACGCAAAAUGGGGCAAAGAGCUGAUCUUGCGGGACCAGCUGAUGUCCAUUGACACGGGGUUCCUGCGCUGUGACGGCUCCCUGCUGCUGCGGCUGGAGCUUCAAAUGCCGGAGAAGAAACAAUGGAGCGAUGACGAUGACGACUCGAAAUAUGACUCGGAUGAGGAGGAGGCCUACCCUGCGGUCCUCAAGGAGGGCUCGGGCGGCGGCAGCAGCAUCGGCAGCGAUUUCCUCUCGCUGCUGGCCGAUCCCGGCCCCACCACUGACCUCACCAUCACCGCGACAGCAGCGGUCGCGGGCGGUGUUACGGGGGCCGGGAAAGAGGGGGGAAGUAAGAAGCGAAAAGCCGACACCGCCAGCAGCAACGGCGGCAGCACUGGCGCAAGCAGCAGCCGCUUCCCCGUGCACCGCGCCAUCCUGGCCGCGCGCUGCCCCUACUUCGCCACGCACUUCGCCAGCGGGCUCGGCGACAGCAACACGCGCGAGCUGCACAUGCCGGACACCGACCCGGACGCGCUGGCGGCACUGCUGCGCUUCGUGUACGGCGGGGAGCUUCGUGUGGCUUCCCGGGAGCAGGCGUCGCGCUGCCUAGCGCUGGCGGACCGGCUGCUGCUGCCCAAGGCGGCAGGGCUGCUGCGAGCGCACCUGCUGGCCACCCUGUCUCCGGCUACCGUCAUGGCGGACCUGACGUGGGCGGCGGGUCUGGCGGAGGGCCAGGGGCAGGCGGAGUUGCUGACGGGGCUUGUGGACUACGCCGCAGAGCAGGAGGCGGACAUUGCAGAGGAGCAGGUGGAGCAGCUGGCGGCGGCACAGCCCGCGCUCAUGGCGAAGCUCUUUACGGCGCGGGUGCAGGCUGCCAAGCGCUGCCGCGUGUGGAAGGCAUGCUGAGAAGGCCGCUGCAGCGAUUGCACUGGAGGCCGGGGGCUAUUUCUUGUGUGUUUCGUGUUGAGCAUGUGGGCGCUGUGGUUGUGUUUCAAUGUGUACACUGGCUACGGGUUGAGGUGGGGAAUGCAGAUGACGUGGUAGGGGUUGCUGUGGAUAGGAUCCAGCAGUGCGGCUCAUGGACACGUCUGGGCGUGUGGUGAAGGGGCAGGCCGCGCCGCUCACGGCUACACGGCGGUUGAUUGCGGCCUGGACUGAUGGUACAACAGAAGAACAUCAGACAGUGAUUGCGUGUUGUGGUGGGCCGGCGGCAUGGACGUAUCUGUGUGCUCGGCCGGGCUCAGCCAUGGCUUCGGCCGUACCUGAAUGCACCGGCGCAGUGGUGCCGGCAGCGGGAAGGCGAUAUUGUAGAGGCAAUGUGCAUACGGUUAUGCUGCGGAGAGAUGUCAGGAUGGCAGGCUGUGUGGGCACUGAGCCUGUAUUGAUGCUCACAGGGCCUGCUGCAGGGAAGGCUGGCGAUAACUAGACAUAGUCACGCGGGUACCACUCUGGUCUUUUGCUGUGUCCAAACUUUGACAGCCUGGUAGACCCAACAGGUAUCAUCUGACAAGACCGCCAGUAGUAUGAGUAGUAUACGGCUACUAUGGUGCGGAGCUACGAGGAGGCGACCUGAAAGGCCGUACGGCUGCAGCCGUGCAUGGGGUGUGCAAUGGGACACGCAAAUAUUUUCGUCGUGAAAACUAAAAGCGUGAUAGCGUGACGGAUAGCAUACGCACAGUGUAUGCAGGUUACGCAAUCGCCACUGUAAAAAGAGUCGGCAUCAAAAAGUUAUGUGCACAAUUGUCCGGGGGGGUGCGUGCUCCAAGCCAAACCCGCACGCUCGGAGGGCUCUGGGAGUCGCCCGAGGCAAAUCCUACCGCAGUAUUUAGACGCCGACUUUUUGCAGGUACAUAACUUACAUCAUUAGUGGACAUUAGCGCUCGGCAGAGGACAAAACAUGUUGGUCAGGGCUCAAGUCGCGAAAUUGACCAGAGCCCAUAUCUCGCAUAGGCGGUAUUUUGGGUCUGUAUCUAGUGCCGUCCACUAAGAUUCACCUAUAUAUGUCAUCCGGACAGCGUAGGGCGAAUUCCAGUAAGUCCUGGCGAGCGCGACAUUUAGCAUUUCGACUUCGGCUCCCGCUCGAGUUUAUGCCCGGAAAUCAUUCAGGGACCUUAUUAUAUGUCACAUGAUAACAUUUCGGCAGUCUAGGGCAUUGGACACACGCAGUCCCUAGGGACUUGCCGGAGUGGUACCCGCGUGGACAUAGUGUUGCGUGGGCGCUUAAGUAAAUUGCAGGGCUGCAGGCCCUUUGUCGUAUUCUGUCUUAGGCGGCCAGCUGGCGUGUCAGGUGUGGUGAACUGGUGACUAGUCAGAGGCCUAGAGCCGAUUGAAUCCGCUUAUUGAGCAUUUGAACUCGCGCGCAUUUGUACGGACUCCUUGCGUUGACGUUAGGCUGAUUCGGGCGUCCAGUUGCACCAUGGCUUGGUGGGCACGGCUUCGUUUGGGUUAAGGCUUGGAGGCGCAGCCCACAGAGAGCAACAGGGGUGCGUGCAUGCAUGCUGAAGCACAUGGAACUGAUCCCAGGUGUCAUGAAAGUCAAGUGCUGCACUCUCCAGUGCCCGACUGCGCUUAUCUGGCAACAGCCGCGGAACCGCCUUUCCAUUGCGACGCGUCCGACAUCACCUUGCCU
Chlamydomonas reinhardtii is the source of this 2994-nucleotide messenger RNA. RefSeq lists its product as uncharacterized. Gene Ontology annotation, molecular function: protein binding. The coding region runs from base 90 to 1271 and encodes 393 amino acids. The record is from RefSeq and is a predicted model, not a curated record. Gene Ontology annotation, cellular component: ubiquitin ligase complex; cytoplasm. NCBI's taxonomy places the organism in Eukaryota, Viridiplantae, Chlorophyta, Chlorophyceae, Chlamydomonadales, Chlamydomonadaceae. The transcript has 4 exons.